Molecule: messenger RNA, 1320 nt
Organism: Linnemannia hyalina
Lineage: Eukaryota; Fungi; Mortierellomycota; Mortierellomycetes; Mortierellales; Mortierellaceae
Source: the annotation of a GenBank genome assembly
AUGUUUGAGCGCGCAGGCAUCAGUUAUCUGAUCCUCGAAAAGGCCACCACCAUUCGUGCCCUUGGUUCUUCUUUGGGCUUGGAUGCUAGCUCUUUGCCUGUUAUGGAGCAGUUAGGGUUGCUUGAGGACUUUAUAAAGGUUUCCAAGCCUGUGAGACACUUUAACUUUUAUAAUGAAGGUGUCAAGCCAAUUGGAAUGGUGGAUUUCUCGGAUCUCGAGGAGAUCGGUGGGUAUCCGGCGAUUAUCCUGGACAGGCCAGCGUUCUACAACAUCCUUACGAAGAACAUCCCCAAAGAAAAGAUCAAGUACAACAAGCGUGUCCUCACCAUCACUCAAGACGAGGACGGCGCCACCGCUAACUGCUCCGACGGCAGCGCAUACUUGAGCACGAUUAUCAUUGGAGCCGAUGGCGCGUACAGCGCAGUCCGGCAGAACAUUUACAAGAGUCUUAAGGCCAAGGGCAAAUUGUCGUCCAACGAUGCCAAACCCCUUGGAUACAACCAGCACUGUCUCGUCGGCGUUAGCAAGCCAUUCGACCCGGAAUUGUACCCUAUUCUCAAGAACGAUUACACCGACUUUGAGAUUGUCAUCCCCAAAAACGAUCCCUUCUAUGCGGUUUACAUGCCCCUUCCUAACAACAGGAUCUCGUGGGCCAUCAUCCAGAACGUCCCUCGCGCCGACGAAUCCUCCGGCGACUCAUUCCGGUUCUCUGAAUGGGGUCCCCACGCUGCUCAAGAAAUGGCUGAUUUCGUCCGACAUCUUUCAAACCCGUUCGCGGAAGGUGGGACUCUAGGCGAUAUUAUUGAUAAUACCCCGAUGGAUUUGAUAUCCAAGAUCAUGCUGGAGGAGAAGUUUUUUGAGAGCUGGUUUGAGGAUCGUGUUGUCCUCCUUGGUGAUGGUAUGGUUGUCCCAAGUGCAGGACUAGGUGCCAACCUAGCAGUCCUAGAAGGCGUGCAUCUCUGCAAUCUCCUCGUCGACAUGCCAUCGACUGACCAAAAGGAUAUCACUCGUGUCUUUACGGCCUAUUACCGCCAACGCGCCAAGAUCGCUCGUCUCGCCCUCGGCAACUCGCGUCAGUUUGGAAAAGUCAUGGGUGAUCGGGGCCCGAUUUCACAAGUGGUACGCAAGUUGUUCCUGAACCAUGUCCCAGCAUGGAUGUCAAAACAGGCAAACACCCAACGGGUCCAAUACCGCCCACAAUUACAUUUCCUUCCACCUGCUCCUACAGAGACAAAGGGAAAAAUCCCCGCACGACCUCAGGAACCUAGGUUGGAUUGGGGGAGUAGAGGCCUUCAGAAGGGGUCUUUGCUUCCUCAUUAA